Saccostrea cuccullata (small rock oyster) is the source of this 1053-nucleotide messenger RNA. RefSeq lists its product as uncharacterized. Gene Ontology annotation, biological process: negative regulation of translation; proteasome-mediated ubiquitin-dependent protein catabolic process; protein polyubiquitination. NCBI's taxonomy places the organism in Eukaryota, Metazoa, Mollusca, Bivalvia, Ostreida, Ostreidae. Bases 1 to 1053 code for a protein of 350 amino acids. The record is from RefSeq and is a predicted model, not a curated record. The transcript has a single exon. Gene Ontology annotation, molecular function: translation repressor activity; ubiquitin protein ligase activity; protein binding.
AUGAUCAAAACUGUUCAAGAAAACAAAAAAAUCCUUAAGUCCAACAAAGUGUCUGGUGUCAACAACUACCAAUCUAAACUGAAGGAAUACAGAAACAUUCCACAAAUACCUGAUUUAUCAUUGCCCUCUCUUCAAACAAACACAGUCCUAGGGAGAGAACUCAGUAUAGAAUUAGGAGAAUACAAGGCUACACUGACACAAACAUCACUAUCCAGUCUGACAGAUUUAUCUGUUAAAGAAUUAUUAGAAGAAGCCAGAUUGAUUGCCAACAUUCCAACAAAUGUUAAAAACUUACUUAAAAUUGUUUGUGUAGGAUCAGCUGAAGUUUGGGUCAAUGGAACAGACAAAAUGAUAUGCUGUGUGGACAUACACGGAGCUGUACAAGACACUGUCACCAGUACAUGUAAUCGAUUCCCUAAUGACAUUACAGUGACCAGAGAGGAAGAACUGUUAUACAGUGAUGCUAUCAAUAGAACUGUGAAUAUAGUCAGAGAUGGGAAGACAAAGACACUGAUCACCAUACCAAGGGGCUGGCAUCCCAGAGGACUGUGCUGUACCAGGUCAGGGGACAUCCUAGUUAGUAUGAAUAGUACUGACAAAAUUUGUUAUAAAAUAGUCUGUUAUCAGGGACAGAGGGUGACACAGGAAAUAGAAAAAGAUGAACGUGGUGAUCCAAUCUAUCAAGGAGGUGAAUACGGAGUGUAUGUGGUGGAGAACAACAAUGGAGAUAUAGUGGCAUCUGAUCGUAAUGCUUUCAAAGUGGUAGUAGUGGACAGGACAGGAAAAGUCAGAUUCAGAUACAACGACAAACCUCCAGGGGGAGAGAGAUCAUUUGGUCCCACACACAUAGUGACAGACUCCAUGGGUCACAUCAUUGUGACUGAUUGUCAAAAUGACUGUUUACACAUCCUAGAUCAGAAUGGACAGUUCCUCAGAUGUGUGGAUAAUUGUGGGCUUGAGGAUCCUUAUGGACUGAGUGUGGACAGUGAGGGGAAAUUGUGGGUAGGGUUGUUUUUUUCAGGGGAAAUGAAAGUCAUUAAGUACAUGAAAUAA